AUGUGGAAAGCAUCAACAGAUGUGGCGCCACCUGCUCCGGCAGAGGCUGAUGAUUGGGAGACAGAUCCCGACUUCAUCAAUGAUGUUACAGAGCAUGAGCAGCGAUGGGGUCCAGGUGGAAGGAAUGUGGAGGCCAUUGAUAUGGCGAAGUUGAGGGAGGAAGUUUUAGAAGCAGAUAAAUUGGAUAAGCAGAAGAAAUAUGAACAAGGACCGAAGUCGUCAUAUGGUUAUGGCGGUAAAUUCGGUGUACAAAGCGACCGAAUGGACAGUUCAGCAGUGGGGCACGAUUAUAUUGGCAAGACAGAGAAGCACGUCUCACAGAAGGACUAUGCACAGGGCUUUGGUGGUAAGUUUGGCGUGCAAACGGAUCGUAUGGACAAGAGUGCAGUCGGGCAUGACUACGUCGGUAAAGUUGAGAAGCACGUGUCGCAGACUGACUACGCGCAAGGAUUCGGCGGUAAAUUUGGAGUACAGACCGACAGGGUUGAUAAGAGUGCAGCCGGUUGGGAACACCGAGAGGAGGUGGAGAAACACUCGUCACAAAAGGACUACUCGGUCGGCUUCGGGGGUAAGUUCGGUGUACAGACGGACAGGAAGGACGCGUCCGCUGUAGGCUGGGACCAUCGGGAGGACACCCAGCAUCAUAACUCGCAGAAAGAUUAUGCUAUUGGUUUUGGCGGAAAGUACGGCGUACAGACGGACAGACAAGAUGCGUCUGCAGUUGGUUGGGACCACCAAGAAAAGACCCCAGCACAUGCCAGCCAAGUGGACCACAAGAAGGGUUUCGGUGGCAAGUUCGGAAUCGAAGUCGAUCGUGUAGACAAAUCUGCACAUAGAUUCGAUGAGGUGGAGAAAGUGGGUACCAACUAUACGAAACAGAAGCCAGACAUUGGGGGCGCCAAGCCGUCCUCACUACGAGCCAAGUUUGAGAACAUGGCUAAAGAGAAGGAACAGGAGGCGAUGCAGUCAGUGCAGAAAAUAAGACAACAAAGGCAACAGUCAGACAAAGAUCUCACAGAGAAGGAAAAAGAACGUGUAUCUAAAGAACCAAAGGAACUCGAAUCGCCACCAGAAGUGGUCCCGCAAUCACCCGUCGCGGCGGUGAAGAAAGAACCCGCGUUCAUCCCCGCCCCCGCCCCCGUGCCUGAACCAGAAGUCGAACCCACACCUGCACCCGUAGAAGAACCUAAGCUAUCGAAUUUACCCGACGUUACCCUAGUGGGAGAGCCGAAGGAAGAAAGAGAAGAGCAACUGACCCGGCAGCCCACCAUCGUGGUAUCGCCGGUAGGAUGGGAAGGUGCAACCGGUGGUGCGGGUGAUGAUGAUGAUGAAGAAGACGCGUACACAGCGCGCGCUCUCUACGACUACCAGGCGGCCGCGCCCGACGAGAUCUCCUUCGACCCGGAUGACAUCAUCACCAACAUUGUCAUGAUCGAUGAAGGAUGGUGGCAAGGCUUAUGUAAAGGUGCGUACGGACUAUUCCCCGCCAACUACGUGCAACUACAGGACAAAUAAACUAGCGUGUGAACGCACCCUAUCAUUCCUAUAUUUUAUAGAUGGAAAAUAUUACUUUCAUAUCUACGAAACAGAUUAGACUUAAAUCAAAUCUAUUCACAAUAGAUUUGAAUAUUUUCAAAGACAUUUUGAUAUAAUUAAUUCGUUCCUUAAUUUCUGACAUUUAUUUGUUUUUUUUUUUAAUCUGUCUAUUAGGUUAAUGUGUUACCAUACAGCUGUUAUAUGAUAGUUGUAUGAAUAGCGUUAAAGUAGUUAUUAGGAUUUUAAUAUGUUCCAAAGUAUAACUAAUAUGUUAGAAUUUAAGGUACGAAUUACAUAUUUAGUUUACUGACCUUUAGGCUAUUAAUACUUCAGAGAAUUGUAGUGGAGAAUAGAGAGAUUUAUAUGAAGAUACUAUAACGCGUUUUUUGCCAUUAGUAAAUAUAAUGAUUUUCAUUAUUAUAUUUACUAGUGGCAAAAACGCGACCCUAAUAAUAAAAAAGAGUAAUUACAUUUAGGACAUACUACUUUAACGUUUUUUAUGUUUACCCGGGACUAAGGAACUUUACCAUAAUGCCUAAGUGGCGCCAGCAGAUAAUAAUAUUUUUGUUACAUAAUGAACAAACUCAAGAAAGACAAUUUCUGCAUCUGUAACUCUCCGAUUAUAUCUACUAUAAUCAUAUUUAUGACCUUGUGAUAUGCAGCGACUAUGACUAUAUGAUUGUUUUGAAUAAGCACUGUGGUUGUGGUCACUGCAUUAUAGACCUAGGUCUAUAGUUUAAGUGAUGUACUUAUGAAAAUGACACGAAAUUUAAAUGUACUAUUAAAUUGACUAUAAUGUAGCGAAAUGCCUAAUAAUUAGAUUAUUAUCUAAAAUGAGGUUAGUAACGCAAUUGUUAACUCAUAUGAAAUUAGAGCUGAUUAUGUAAAGAUCAAUUGACAGUUGCAAUUGCAAUUAGAACAACUCCGCGUAGCUUGUAACUGCAACUUUCAUACUUGUUGUAAAAACAACAAGUUUUCUUAAAUCUAUUACAAUAAUACUUGAUCAUCAUAUCUUUUUAUUGAAAU
Achroia grisella is the source of this 2562-nucleotide messenger RNA. It is a transcript of the gene Cortactin, whose product is annotated as src substrate cortactin. Gene Ontology annotation, biological process: regulation of actin filament polymerization. Lineage: Eukaryota; Metazoa; Arthropoda; Insecta; Lepidoptera; Pyralidae. The record is from RefSeq and is a predicted model, not a curated record. The coding region runs from base 1 to 1515 and encodes 504 amino acids. Gene Ontology annotation, molecular function: actin filament binding. Gene Ontology annotation, cellular component: plasma membrane; actin filament; cortical actin cytoskeleton. The transcript is spliced from 11 exons.